Fonsecaea monophora is the source of this 1002-nucleotide messenger RNA. RefSeq lists its product as hypothetical. The record is from RefSeq and is a predicted model, not a curated record. Gene Ontology annotation, cellular component: endoplasmic reticulum-Golgi intermediate compartment; endoplasmic reticulum membrane; COPII-coated ER to Golgi transport vesicle. Gene Ontology annotation, biological process: endoplasmic reticulum to Golgi vesicle-mediated transport. NCBI's taxonomy places the organism in Eukaryota, Fungi, Ascomycota, Eurotiomycetes, Chaetothyriales, Herpotrichiellaceae. The coding region runs from base 1 to 1002 and encodes 333 amino acids. The transcript is spliced from 3 exons.
AUGCGCUCCCCUCCACCUCCAGCCUCGCAGAACUCGUCACAGCCCCCAGUUAAUAGCUAUGGGAAUCCAUAUCAGUCGCCGCCGGCCGGGGGAGGUGGUGGAGGGGGAGGGUUUGGCCCCAACUUCGGCUUCAUGACCGACCCGACAGCCCAGAUGGGGUUUCAAGUAGGGCAACAUGCCAUGAAGGCUGGACAAGAAUACAUGGAGCAGAAUUUGAACCGCUACAUUUCUGUCUCUGCACUGAAACACUAUUUCAAUGUCUCAAACUCGUACGUGGUACGGAAGCUACUGCUUGUUCUGUUUCCCUGGCGGCAUAAGCCGUGGACGCGACAGCAAGCUCGAAUGACCACCUCCUCGACCGCUGCCGACGGCACAAUGACCCAACAGUCCUAUUCAUUCAACUACCUGCCGCCUCGCGACGACCUCAAUUCGCCGGACAUGUACAUCCCAAUCAUGGCCUUGAUCACAUAUAUCCUCCUGUCGACUGUGCUCGCCGGAGUGAGGGGUUCAUUCCACCCUGAACUGCUGGGUAGCAUAACUAGCACGGCCAUUUUCGUCAUCAUCUUCGAGAUCAUCGUCCUGAAGAUCGCCAUGUAUAUGCUGAGCAUCAGCAACGACUCGCAACUCCUGGAUUUGGUGGCUUAUUCAGGAUACAAAUUUGUGGGAGUGAUUGUGACACUGUUUCUCAGCGAGCUUCUGACUGGUGGGAGCGGCACAAACAACUGGGUGGGCUGGACAUUGUUUCUGUACACCUGGUACGCGAAUGCGUUCUUUCUGCUACGGUCACUGAAAUACGUCCUCUUACCGGAUGCCUCCUCUGGGGAUCCGACGGCCAUGCGAGGCGGAAGCUCAUACACCGUGGCCCGCGCACAGAAGAACCGUCGCACAUACUUCUUGGCGCUGUAUGCGUUUGUGAUCCAGAUGCUGUUCAUGUGGAUUCUCAGCCGUGAAGAGGCCGCUGUCAAGACGGUGGCCAGCAGACUGGCCGGUCCGAGAGCAUAG